AUGAUAUUCGAUAUAUAUAAUCCUGGUGAAAAAAUAGAAAAUGAGUUUUUAAAAGAAAAAAUUAGAUCAAAAAUAAAUGAAAUGCUAAAAUGGAAAAGAAAGGGAUUUCCUGGUAGUAACCCGGUUUCCUUAACAAACCAUAAUAUAAAGAAUUUAUUUAGAAAGGAAUACAUAAUAUGUGAAAAAACAGAUGGAGUUAGAUAUUUUUUAUUUAUAGCGUCUAAUACUACAUUUUUAAUUGAUAGAAAUUAUGAAAUUUUUAAAAAUGAUAUGCAUAUUCCAAUGAAGGAAGAUUUAUCAAAAAAACAACAGUUAACUUUACUAGAUGGAGAAUUAGUAGAGGAUAUAGUUUUUGAUGAAAAAAGAGGUAUUGAAGAAAAAAAAAUUGUUUAUUUAAUUUAUGAUGGACUAUACAUACAAAGAAAGGAUAUAACAAAUCUUUCUUAUUUAGAUAGAUUAACAUAUGUCUAUAAUAAUGUUAUAACUCCUUUGAAAAUUUAUAAAAAAAAAAAUUUUAAAAAUAAAAAUUUUAAUCAUUCAUUAGAAUCAGUAUAUGAUGAUGUAAGCAUAAAGAAAAGAAAAUACAAUUCUACCAAUGAAUAUGAUGAAGAAAGUGGAAGUUUGGAUACAAAAGUAAACAAUAAUAUAAAUAUCUCAGAUAUUUCUAAUAUAAAUGAUACAAAUUAUAAUGAAACUAAUUAUACUUAUGAAAAAAGUAAUAGUAGCAUUAAUAUAGGCAAUGAAAUUAGCUACAGUGACUGUGAUAUUAAUGAUAAUAUUAGCUCAUCAUAUUCAUCUACAAAUUAUGAUAAUGAUUGCCCAUUUGAAAUUUAUUUAAAGGAUUUUUAUAGCAUUGAUAAAAUAUGUGAAUUAACAAAAAUAAUGAAAAAGUUACCCCAUCCAUCAGAUGGUAUUAUUUUUACACCUUUAAAUUCUUCUUAUGUAACAGGAAAUUUUUAUCAUUUACUAAAAUGGAAACCUUUAAAUUUAAAUACAGUGGAUUUUGGAAUAGAAACUGUUUAUGACGAAAAUAAUUUACCAAAUAAAUUUGAAUUAUUCAUUUCUAUUAACGGAGUAAGAACAUCCUAUAAAUGCUAUUUAGCGCAGUAUGGGGAUGUAUAUAAAGAAUUGCUACAAUUAGCUCUUAAUAAUAAAAUUUCUCAUUAUAUUAUUGAAUGCUAUUAUGUUUCAAAAAAUAUAUAUUCUAUACGUAAAAAUGAUAAUUCAACUGAAACUGAAAUAGAAGGAGGAUGGAUUGCUCAAAAAAUUCGAUAUGAUAAAAAUAUUCCUAAUGAUAUCUCAACAUUAAAUAAAGUUAUUCAAAGUAUUCUUGACAAUAUAACUAUAGAUUCGUUAAUUAAAGAAAUUUUAAGGAAUAAAAAAGGUAUGUAA
This is a messenger RNA of Plasmodium relictum, 1392 nucleotides long. RefSeq names its product RNA guanylyltransferase, putative (gene Pgt1). The transcript has a single exon. Gene Ontology annotation, molecular function: mRNA guanylyltransferase activity; ATP binding. The coding region runs from base 1 to 1392 and encodes 463 amino acids. Lineage: Eukaryota; Apicomplexa; Aconoidasida; Haemosporida; Plasmodiidae. Gene Ontology annotation, biological process: 7-methylguanosine mRNA capping. The record is from RefSeq and is a predicted model, not a curated record.